GUCGAAAAAACGACUGACUACCCUUCGGCUGAGUACUCCCUGGUGGAGGAUGUAGCCCUCCACUUCACGUGUUUGAUGGACAGACUGAACGAGCAGCGCCUCUUUCAGCCGGACCUGUGCGACGUGGACAUUGUGCUGGUGCAGCACAAGAGCAUCUUCCCGGCGCACAAGGGGGUCCUGGCAGCCUACAGCCAGUUCUUCCACUCUCUCUUCACCCAAAACAAGCAGCUGCAGCGUGUGGAGCUCUCUCUGGAGGCCCUCACCUCACAGGGCCUCCAGCAGAUCCUUAACUUCAUCUACACCUCCAAGCUCCUCGUCAACUCCUGCAAUGUGCAGGACGUGCUGAACGCGGCCGCCGUGCUGCAGAUGAACAACAUCGCCUCCUCCUGCCAGGACCUCCUCGACACCCGCUCGCUCAGCCUGGCCGCCGACAUGGCCCUGCCCGCCGAGGGCUGUGCCGGACCCCCGCCCUACUACUGCGAGAUCAAGCAGGAGGUGGACAUCCCCCAUCCCAAGAUCUACGCCCGGGAGGGCAACGACCCGUACUCGGUGCGGGUGGAGGAUGGAGCAGGCGGUGGGACGCUCCCGCCAGGUCCAGCCAAGCAGUACUACAAGGAGGAGAAGGAUGGUGGUCCGGGUGCCGUCUGUAAGAUGGAGGGUGAGGAGUCUGAGGAGGACCUGGACAGCCAAGCCUCCUACAACCGGGAGCAGAUCAUUGUGGAGGUGAACCUCAACAACCAGACCCUCAAUGUCUCCAAGGGCACGGAGGGGAAGGGGGCCGCCAGCGAGGCGGCCGUGAUGGGGCGGCCUGACGGUGAUGGGUGCGACACAGAGGAGGAUGGGGAGGAGGAGAAUGAGGAAGGGGAGGAGGAGGAGGAAGAGGAAGAGGACGCGGAGGUGGGCGAGGAGGAAGAGGAGGAGCACAGCGAAGAGGAAGACCUGGAGGAGACAACGGAAGAAGAGGACGAUGACGAUGACGAUGAAGACGCGUCAGAGGUGAAAAGGGAAAAGGGUGGGCAGCCACGCAGAGGCAGCCGGGCAUCCAAAGCCACCAAACCUGCCAUGGCAACCAGGUCCCAGGAGAUGGCCAAGGUGGAAGAGGAGGAGGAGGAAGAAGAGGAAGGCCAGCGAGGGAGGAAGAGGAAGAAGGAGCAGGACGGUUUGGGCCAAAAGGUGAAGCUGGAAGAGAAGCAGCACUACCCAUGCAAGAAGUGCCCCCGGGUCUUCAACAACCGCUGGUACCUGGAGAAGCACAUGAAUGUCACGCACAGCCGCAUGCAGAUCUGCGACAAGUGCGGCAAACGCUUCCUGCUCGAGAGCGAGCUGCUGCUGCACCACCAGACCGACUGCGAGAAGAACAUCCAGUGCGUGACGUGCGGGAAGGGGUUCAAGAAGCUGUGGUCCCUCCACGAACACAACAAGAUUGUCCACGGCUAUGCCGAGAAGAAGUUCUCCUGCGAGAUCUGCGAGAAGAAGUUCUACACCAUGGCCCACGUGCGCAAACACAUGGUUGCUCACACCAAGGACAUGCCGUUCACCUGCGAGACCUGCGGCAAGUCCUUCAAGCGCAGCAUGUCCCUCAAGGUCCAUUCGCUCCAGCACUCUGGGGAAAAGCCUUUUAAGUGUGAGGUAAGAUCCCAUCGCUUCCAGUACAAGUACCAGCUGCGCUCCCACAUGAGCAUCCACAUCGGCCACAAGCAGUUCAUGUGUCAGUGGUGCGGCAAGGACUUCAACAUGAAGCAGUAUUUUGACGAGCACAUGAAGACGCACACGGGGGAGAAGCCCUACAUCUGCGAGAUCUGCGGGAAGAGCUUCACCAGUCGCCCCAACAUGAAGCGGCAUCGCCGGACCCACACCCUCCCUCCUCCUCCUCACCUACCGCCGCCCCCUCCCCUGUUUCCCGCGGGGAGGAUAAAUUCGAACAACAACUAG
Messenger RNA from Phaethon lepturus (White-tailed tropicbird), 1932 nucleotides. RefSeq names its product zinc finger and BTB domain containing 47 (gene ZBTB47). The record is from RefSeq and is a predicted model, not a curated record. Bases 76 to 1932 code for a protein of 618 amino acids. Gene Ontology annotation, biological process: regulation of transcription by RNA polymerase II. Gene Ontology annotation, molecular function: protein binding; RNA polymerase II cis-regulatory region sequence-specific DNA binding; DNA-binding transcription factor activity, RNA polymerase II-specific. The transcript is spliced from 6 exons. Gene Ontology annotation, cellular component: nucleus. Lineage: Eukaryota; Metazoa; Chordata; Aves; Phaethontiformes; Phaethontidae.